This is a messenger RNA of Prunus armeniaca (apricot), 264 nucleotides long. The record is from the annotation of a GenBank genome assembly. Lineage: Eukaryota; Viridiplantae; Streptophyta; Magnoliopsida; Rosales; Rosaceae.
AUGCUGACAGACAUAUUAACUGCUAACCGACAAGGGGCUGCUUAUGUUACCUUUGCUAACGAGGAAUCUGUUGACAAAGCUGUGGCAUUGAGUGGGACAACAUUUUAUUCAAGAACUGUGAAGGUGCUGAGGAAGGCAGAAGCAGCUUCUGCGGCAAAAGCCCCAGCCCAGCUUUCUCCGAAGCCUUUCCACGUACAUGGUAACAGAAAGGCCAUCCCCAACAAACCACGGUAUCCGAGCUCUAGUCUUCAAUGGCGGAGAUAG